Messenger RNA from Thlaspi arvense, 1263 nucleotides. The record is from the annotation of a GenBank genome assembly. Lineage: Eukaryota; Viridiplantae; Streptophyta; Magnoliopsida; Brassicales; Brassicaceae.
AUAGAUUCUUACCAUCAUUCAUUCAUUCAUUUAUAUAAAUACACAGAGACACAAACACACGAAACUCACAUUUCAUCAGACUCACUGACAAAGAAAACAGAGAAUUCUAAAAAGAUUCUUAAUUUCGCUAGUGAUUUUGUUAAGUGAAUGCAGAGAUGAUGAUGGAAGAGAAACUCGUGAUCAACGAACUGGAACAAGGGAGAGAGCUUGCGAAACGAUUGAUGAGCAAUCUCAAACACACUUCUUCAAUUGAAUCCAGCAAAACCCUGAUCUCUGAAAUCCUCCGUAUUUACCAGAAUGCCAUUUUCAUGUUGAGCGUCAACGAAGACGACAAGAACAUCAUCCUUAAGCGAACCCGUGAGAUCGAUAACAAGGAUUCUAAAAACGUGUCUAAAAAGAGGAAAAUAUCGGAGGAGAAGAAGACCGAGAAAGUUAAGGUUUUUGUCGGAGCAGGACAAGAAAAGGGUUCUUCUAUUGAUGAUGGUUGGUGCUGGAGAAAAUACGGGCAAAAAGAGAUUCACGGAUCCAUAAAUCCUAGAGGAUAUUUCAGAUGCACGCAUCGGUUCACGCAGAACUGUUUAGCAGUGAAGCAAGUCCAGAAAUCAGACACAGAUCCUACGAUUUUCGAAGUGAAGUAUCUCGGAGAGCACACUUGUAACAAUUCAUCUCCGAAGACGACGACCACGAAGUUCUCUGUUUCAAUGCUCGAGGAAGAAAACAGAGCACACGUUACAGAGCAGCCAGAAGACAUCAAACCGAAGAAAACCGAAGAAGUGAUGAUAAGUCUUGAAGAUCUGGAGGACAAGAAGAACAUUUUCAGAACGUUUUCUUUCUCUAACCAUGAGAUUGAGAAUGUAGGUGGGUGGAAAAGUAACAUCUUCCCGGAAACUUUGAUGGAGAAUCUGUCUCCUGCAACAUCAGGGUCUGGAAUUACCAGCGAGAUUGUAGCUGCUCCUGCUUCUGUUGAGAAUUCGGAAACCGCAGAUUCGUAUUUCUCGUCUUUGGACAAUAUUAUAGAUUUUGGACAGGAUUGGUUGUGGUCGUAGCUUAUUAUAAUUGGUGGAUGUAAUGUAUCUUAUGGUAAAGUAGUGGUGAGUGUAAUUUUAGUGUUAGGUUAUUUUUGCCGAUGAAUAAAGGCUUUUUAAGUAUAUUAUUUUUGCCUUCUUUUGAUCAGUCAGGUUUGUGAAUUCCAUAUAAAGAAAGGUUUCUUAAGGUUUGUUUACACGUUGGCAGCUUUUGGAAUCGUGGGAUUAUGUUUAAAUU